Annulohypoxylon truncatum is the source of this 1395-nucleotide messenger RNA. Its product is annotated as transmembrane amino acid transporter protein-domain-containing protein. The record is from RefSeq and is a predicted model, not a curated record. Gene Ontology annotation, biological process: amino acid transmembrane transport. Bases 1 to 1395 code for a protein of 464 amino acids. NCBI's taxonomy places the organism in Eukaryota, Fungi, Ascomycota, Sordariomycetes, Xylariales, Hypoxylaceae. The transcript is spliced from 2 exons. Gene Ontology annotation, cellular component: vacuolar membrane. Gene Ontology annotation, molecular function: amino acid transmembrane transporter activity.
AUGGCGGACACCAAGAAUGAGAAGAAUGAAAAGUUGUUCGGCUCGGAUCCUCCUUCGGAGCAAGACUCCAGCACCGAGGUCGUCGGCCAAGUCAGCGAUAUUUCGGGAUUCGAACAGCACAAGGCUGCGCUAGGUAGCGCUCACUUCAAGAGGUUAGGAUGGAAGCGUCUCACGGUUGUGCUCAUCGUCGAGGCCAUCGCUCUCGGUAGUUUGAGUAUGCCGUCUGCGUUCGCUACUCUAGGUAUGGUCGCCGCAACUAUCCUCAGCGUCGGUUUGGGUCUUAUCGCCAUCUACACCAGCUAUAUUGUUGGCCAGGUGAAACUGAAGUUCCCGGAGGUGCAACACUAUGCGGACGCAGGUCGUUUGAUAAUGGGAAAGUUCGGGUAUGAAUUGGUCGGCGCGAUGUUCGUACUGCAAUUGACAUUCCUCGUUGGAUCGCAUUGUCUUACGGGCACCAUCGCCUUCCUCAACAUCACCAACAACGGUACUUGCUCGUUGGUUUUCGGUGUUGUAUCGGCCAUAAUUCUCCUACUUCUCGCUAUCCCCCCCUCUUUCGCCGAGGUCGCUAUUCUAGGUUACAUCGACUUCGUGUCCAUCAUGAGCGCCAUCUUCAUCACCAUCAUCGCCACCGGCGUUCGACGAACCGAUGCGGGAGUUGCCUCCGACUGGUCCGCCUGGCCGCAGGAAGACCUUACCUUCACCAAGGCUUUCAUUGCCAUCACGAACAUCGUUUUCGCUUACAGUUUCGCCAUCUGCCAAUUCUCUUUCAUGGAUGAGAUGCACACACCGAAGCAUUUCGUCAAAUCCAUCUGGGCUCUCGGCUUAAUCGAAAUUGUGAUUUACACCUUGACCGGAGCACUGAUCUACGUCUUCGUCGGCAGCGGUGUCAAGUCCCCGGCUCUUCUAUCAGCCGGCGACCUUGUCUCCAAAGUCGCUUUCGGUAUUGCCCUACCCGUCAUUUUUAUCUCCGGUUCCAUUAACGGCACUGUCGUGGCGCGAUACAUUCAUGGUCGCGUCUACAAGAACUCGGUCACUCGUUUCAUCAACACCACUAAGGGCUGGGCCACCUGGUUGGCGCUCAUCUCGUUCAUUACGCUAAUUGCUUGGGUCAUCGCCGAGGCCAUUCCGUUCUUUUCCGACCUUCUGGCAAUCUCAUCGGCGCUAUUCAUCUCCGGAUUCACUUUCUAUUUCCCUGCUGCCUUCUGGUUCAUGCUCAUCCGGCAAGGAAAGUGGUACGCGAAGGAGAACAUAAUCAAGAGCAUCACCAAUGCCAUAGUGUUCAUCAUCGGAAUGAUUGUGUUGGUUGGCGGCACAUAUGCCAGUAUUGUUGACAUCAUGGAUCAAUACACCGAGGGUACUGUUCGAGGCGCAUUUACCUGUGCUCCAUUUGAGUAA